This is a messenger RNA of Symphalangus syndactylus (siamang), 1656 nucleotides long. It is a transcript of the gene SLC38A6, whose product is annotated as solute carrier family 38 member 6. The record is from RefSeq and is a predicted model, not a curated record. Gene Ontology annotation, biological process: amino acid transmembrane transport; L-glutamine transport. Gene Ontology annotation, cellular component: plasma membrane. Gene Ontology annotation, molecular function: L-glutamine transmembrane transporter activity. NCBI's taxonomy places the organism in Eukaryota, Metazoa, Chordata, Mammalia, Primates, Hylobatidae.
AGAUCACGUCGACUCGCUCCUUUCCUUCCAGGCCCUGGUGAAGUACGGAAGGCCGGAAGGGCCGGGCUCAAAGCUCCGCCUCUGGCGCGACCGGCGACUGGAGCGCAGGGCAGGGGUAGAGGCUCUCAGAUGGACCUGCUAGUCAGCUGGAGAGCAGCAUGGAGGCGUCCUGGGGGAGCUUCAACGCUGAGCGGGGCUGGAAUGUCUGUGUCCAGCAGCCUGAAGAAGCGGAGGCCGAAGAGUUGAGUCCGUUGCUAAGCAACGAACUUCAUAGGCAGCGAUCCCCAGGUGUUUCAUUUGGUUUAUCAGUGUUUAAUUUGAUGAAUGCCAUCAUGGGAAGUGGCAUCCUUGGCUUAGCUUAUGUUAUGGCUAAUACCGGUGUCUUUGGAUUUAGCUUCUUGCUGCUGACAGUUGCUCUCCUGGCUUCUUACUCAGUCCAUCUUCUGCUUAGUAUGUGUAUUCAGACAGCUGUAACAUCUUAUGAAGAUCUUGGACUCUUUGCAUUUGGAUUACCUGGAAAGUUGGUGGUGGCAGGCACCAUAAUAAUUCAGAAUAUUGGAGCUAUGUCAUCUUAUCUUUUAAUUAUUAAAACAGAGCUUCCUGCUGCUAUUGCAGAAUUUUUGACUGGAGACUAUAGUAGAUAUUGGUAUCUCGAUGGACAAACACUACUAAUAAUCAUAUGCGUUGGCAUUGUGUUCCCUCUUGCACUUCUUCCCAAAAUAGGCUUUCUUGGCUACACAAGUAGUUUAUCAUUUUUCUUUAUGAUGUUCUUUGCUCUUGUGGUAAUAAUUAAAAAAUGGUCCAUCCCUUGUCCUCUGACAUUAAAUUAUGUAGAGAAAUGCAUCCAGAUUUCAAAUGCAACAGAUGAUUGUAAGCCAAAGCUCUUUCAUUUCUCCAAAGAGAGUGCUUAUGCCUUACCAACCAUGGCUUUUUCAUUUCUCUGCCAUACCUCAAUAUUGCCCAUAUACUGUGAACUUCAAAGUCCUUCAAAGAAAAGAAUGCAGAAUGUUACCAAUACAGCAAUUGCUUUCAGCUUUCUCAUUUAUUUUAUAUCUGCACUCUUUGGGUACCUCACUUUUUAUGACAAAGUGGAGUCAGAAUUACUAAAAGGUUAUAGUAAAUACUUAUCACAUGAUGUUGUUGUCAUGACUGUGAAGUUAUGCAUACUAUUUGCUGUACUUUUGACAGUCCCUCUAAUCCACUUCCCUGCCAGAAAAGCUGUAACAAUGAUAUUUUUCUCCAAUUUUCCAUUCUCAUGGGCUCGCCAUUUUUUGAUCACUCUAGCACUCAAUAUUAUCAUCAUUUUACUUGCAAUAUAUGUUCCUGACAUUAGAAAUGUAUUUGGUGUAGUUGGUGCCAGUACAUCAACAUGUUUGAUUUUUAUAUUCCCAGGACUAUUUUAUCUUAAACUUAGCAGAGAGGAUUUUCUCUCGUGGAAAAAGUUUGGGGCAUUCGUUUUGCUCAUCUUUGGAAUUUUGGUUGGGAAUUUUAGUUUAGCACUCAUCAUUUUUGAUUGGAUUAAUAAAUAAAAGAAAUAUUUUCCUACAUCUUACCAGAAUAAUAUACCUCUAGAUGCAAGAAUGAAUUAUUCCAGAAGACACCCUGGAUGAAAAAUAAUAUUUUAAUAAAAAUUAUUAACAGAAAAGCAGAACAAAA